AUGGCCUAUCAACCACCUACUAUCAACUUGGACAAUUCUAUACUCGAAGGACCUUAUGCUUCUUACUUUAACAGUCAAAUAACUAGCAUAAAAGACGAGCUGAAAACCAUCAAGUCGCUAUUGAAUUGCUUAUCGACUCCUCAGACGAUUGUCAACGCCUCAGAAUCUGUUAUCAACAAACUUCGACAAGAAAACGAUAGCCUAAGACGAGAAUUAAUUGCAGAAAAAGAGCGCAGCAAUGGGCUAGAAGAAGAGCGAGAGUCCCUAAAAUUAUUAAAAUUAGUCGUUAAACUUCUUUUCUAAAGAUUUAUACUACAAGUCGAGCGAUUCAACUUCUUUACCUAAAGAGAAUGGAAAUGGAAAUAUCCAUUUUGUUGACGACACGACUUCUACUCCUAUAACUUCCUAUUGUACCAUCUAACCCCGCAGAGAGCUUGACAAGUGCUAAAACUACGGUAACUCUAGGAGACUCGAUCAUCCAAAAUCUCCAGGGCUACAAGUUAGGUAAGGAAACCAACCAACGAGUUGUAGUGAAGUCUUUUAGCAGAGCCACGACCAUGACAUGAAGUCUUAUAUCCAGCCAACGAUCGAUAAUGCUCCAGAUAGGAUUUGUUUACAUAUCGGGACAAAUGAUUUAAAAUCCAAGGUACCAGAUGAUAUUGCAAACGCUAUUGUGGAUCGUGCCAAAACCAUUCAAUCUACCUGUGGAGCCGAGGUUGUGUUAUCUGAGUUAACUACGCGCAAAGAUGUCCACAAAGAAUCAGUAAAAUCUGUUAACAAGCUCCUCAUUAAAUAUUCCAAGCAGCAUCAAUGGUCUUUGGUUCGCCACUCCAACAUCACGGAGAAAGUCUUAAACAGAGGUGGUUUACAUUUAACCAAACAAGGUAACGAUCUAUUAUAUAAAAACUUUGCAUCAUGUUUAGCAGCCAAGGAAGCUAAUCAUCAUUGAACUGUUUCCUCGAAUGCCGAUCGUCUUGAAUGUUAUGAAUCUCAUAUCAAUAGCUACGAUAAUUGCAUAUCGACUCAAUCAAUUUUGGAUCAGCAGAGAUCCAUUAUUAACAAUCACAUUCCUUCUUCACUAAAUGUUAACAAACUCAACAUGCAUAUUGAUGAAAUUAGAAUUUUGCUUGCCGAUAAGUGUCUAGAUGUUCUUGCUAUUCAGGAAACUAAACUAGACAUGUUUAAUAAUAACUCUGAUUUUUAUAUCUGUGGCUACGAAUUAGUUCGAAGAGAUAGGCUUAGCGAUGGUGGCGGAGGUAUAUGCUUUUAUAUUAAAUCAACAAUUAAUUUUUCCGUGCGGACUGAUCUCAAUAUUGACGAGCUUGAAAACCUGUGUAUCGAAAUUCGCAAGCCGAACUCUAAACCUUUUAUUGUUGUCAAUUGGUAUAGGCCUCCUAACUCUCCAAUGGGGCUAUUCUCACAUUUGGAAGAUCUUGUUGCGAGAUUUGAUCUGACAAAUCUUGAAUUUUUCCUACUUGGUGAUAUGAAUGCCGAUAUGGCCUCAACCAAUUACGACAACAAUGUCCGUCAGCUAAUAAACAUUGCUGAUAUUUAUGGCCUCCACCAACUCAUUUCUUAGCCUACUCGGAUAACAGAUAAAUCAUCUACAUUUAAUUUAUACAAAUUGUCCUGAGAGGGUAGUCUGCUCCAGAGUCGCCCAUAUCAGUGUUAGUGAUCACAGUCUUGUUUAUGCGUUUCGUAAACUUUCCAUUAACUUCCAAAAGGGUCACACUUCAAUAACGUACAGAAACUUUAAAACUUUCAAUCGUGCCAAAUUUCGUAACGAUAUCUGCAAUGAGAACUAGGAAUUUUUGGCUCCAGCUCUUGAUCCCAACCAAAUGUGGACAGAGUGGAAAACCAAAUUUUUACAAAUUGUUGACAAACAUGCUCCGAUUCACAUUAAGCGCGUUAGAUCUAAAAAUUCUCCGUGGAUUACUGCUGAUUUGAAAGAACGCAUGCAUAAUCGUGACACAUUAAAGAUCAAAGCAAUCAAGUCGAAUGAUCCGCACGAUUGGGCCAAUUUCAAAAGAAUGCGUAACAAAGUUAAUACUGAAAUUAAAGCUGCUAAAGAAUUAUUUUACAAUAAUAAGUUUAAAACUAAUGGCGACCCGCGUAAAACGUGGCAAAUCAUCCACGAUCUUACAUCUCGUAAAGCCGUUAAUUUAUCGAUUAGAGAAAUAAACCUAAAUGGUACUUCUAUAUCUGGAUCAUGCGACUUGUCGAAUGCUUUCAAUGAUCAUUUCUCAUCAAUAGGACCUAAACUUGCUAAUGACAUCCCAUUAUCUAAUAACAAUGACCACUGUCAUCGGAAAUAUGUCAAAGGCAUUAACAAUAGAUUCGAGUUCCGCCCCACUGAUAGUGGACAGGUUUUAAAGCUAAUGAAUAAACUAAAUAAGUCUAAAGGGACUGGUCUCGAUAAGCUAUCAAGUCGGCUUAUUCGUGAAUGUGCUGACCUUAUUUCACCACAUAUCUCAAUUAUUUUUAAUUGCUGUUUAACUACCGGCACAUUCCCUGAUGACUGGAAAUUAGCCAAAGUUAUGCCUAUAUUCAAUCAGGGCGAUAGAAGUGAUAUGAACAAUUAUCGCCCAAUUUCUGUGAUCUCAGCAAUAGCAAAAGUCUUCGAAAGAAUAGUUUAUAAUCAGCUUUCUUCCUAUUUAUCCGAAAAUAAUAUUUUGUCAAAAUAUCAGUCUGGUUUUCGAUCCUUUCACUCAACUGUAACCGCUUUGCUCGAUGCCACUGAUAAUUGGGCCUUAAACAUAGAUCGUGGCUAUGUUAACGCUGUUGUCUUUUUAGAUCUAAAAAAGGCAUUAGACACAGUCGAUCACUCUAUUCUAUUAUACAAACUAUAUUUAUAUGGAGUCAAAGGAAUUGCCUACAAAUUGCUUUCUUCUUACUUAGAAAAUCGUACGCAAAAAUGUUCUGUCAAUGGUGUCCUUUCUAAACUUGUGGGAUUCCCCAGGGGACAACACUGGGGCCUUCGCUGUUUCUCUUAUACAUUAAUGACUUACCUAAUUGUUUAUCAAAUGUACGUGGAUGAUACUCACCUAACAUAUGCUGAUAAUGACAUCUGCUCCCUUGAGGCUUCUUUAAAUCAGGACUUGUUAAAUAUAAACAAUUGGCGUCAUUGCCAAUAAAUUGACUCUCAAUAUGACAAAAACUGAAUUUAUGUUCAUGGGAGCAAGACAAAAAUUGAAUAGUCUAUCCGUUCUCCCAGACUUAGAAAUUAAUGGUACACAAUUAAACAGAGUCGAUUUUACCAAGUCUCUUGGUGUAUUAAUUGAUGAAAAUCUAACAUGGAGUAAUCAUAUCAACGCUAUAUCUAAAAAAAUCUCUUCUGGUAUUGGAUCUAUUAAACGAAUAAGUCACUGUGUUCCUCCUGCAACUGUACAUAAUAUCUAUCAUGGGUUAGUUCAAUCACACUUCGACUAUUGUAGUGUUGUUUGGGGUAACUGUGCCAAAACAUUAUCUGACAAAUUACAGAGACUUCAAAAUCGUGCUGUCCGCGUCCUUACCCAUUCUAGUUAUGAUGCUGACGCCAGCCAACUAUUUAAAGAAUUAGGCUGGGACAAUUUAGAAACUCGACGUCAAAACCUAAAGGCUGAGAUGGUCUAUAAGUCCUUAAACGGCCUCGCACCGAAUUAUUUGUCCUCGAAAUUCAUUCGACGGAGUGAUGUGAAUACUUCUUACAAUUUGCGCGAUUCUGAUAAUAAGCUUGCAAUACCAUUGCCAUGUACUAACCAUUACAAAAAUAGCUUUGCCUAUAGUGGUGUAGUCCUCUGGAACAGUCUACCCUCAGCUGCUAGGCAAGCAACAUCUCUGACUAAUUUCCGACGAUUCUUAAUUAAUUCCGACACGGCAUUCAUGUAA
Molecule: messenger RNA, 3867 nt
Organism: Porites evermanni
Lineage: Eukaryota; Metazoa; Cnidaria; Anthozoa; Scleractinia; Poritidae
Source: the annotation of a GenBank genome assembly